Molecule: messenger RNA, 915 nt
Organism: Theobroma umbraticum
Lineage: Eukaryota; Viridiplantae; Streptophyta; Magnoliopsida; Malvales; Malvaceae
Gene: ZFP2
Product: zinc finger protein 2
Biological process (GO): negative regulation of abscisic acid-activated signaling pathway
Source: RefSeq, a predicted model, not a curated record
UUUGCACAUAACUGUCUCUCUUUCUCUCUUUCUCUCUCUCUCUCUCUCUCUCUCCAUAGGUCUUCUCUUUUUUACUCUUCUUACUAUUUGUGGUUGCAGGAACAGUGAACCUUCGCACCUAAUAUAAUGCUAGACAUACCCUCUCAAACUGCUUCACAUCUCUUCCCCUACCUUCCUUUUUAUCUUCCAUUGACUGAUUUUGAUUUGCCUAUAAACUUUUGCUUCCUCUUGCUUCUCUCUCUCCUACCUGCCUCUGAAUCAUCAUUAUCAUUUUUUCGAUCGCAUUAAACUCAUCACCUUGCCUUUAUUAUAGCUUGAGUACUUCCAGUUUUCCUCAGCUCUCACAUAAUGGAUUAUCAGCCUAAUACUUCUCUUCGUCUAAGCCUACCCAGCAGUCAACUCAACCUAGAACUUGUCCUUGAGCCAUCAUCUUCUUCCUCAUCGCCCCAUAGUCCAGCCGAACCUCGAAUUUUCUCUUGUAACUAUUGCCAAAGGAAGUUCUAUAGUUCACAAGCACUUGGAGGCCAUCAAAAUGCCCACAAACUAGAACGAACACUUGCCAAGAAAAGCAGAGAGCUAAACUCAGCUGUUCGGACUCAUGGGGAUCGAAUUUCCCGAUCAGGAUCCAGCAGCGCCAGUGGUUCGGAACAUGCUCAACGUAUGCUGUCACCAAUCGCCCCGUUUGAACAACAUGGUCGAGCUGGAAAGUUUUCUGGAGAAAUUAGCUAUGGAAGGACAGACAUCCACUAUGGUUCUAGAGAAGGGAUUGCUUCUUGGUCCAAGGGAUACAGGCCUGAAAAUGUUCAGGAGGAGUUUAGCCAGCUUGACUUAUCUUUAAGGCUUUGAAGUUUGAAAUUGUACUCUUGUUUGGAAUUGUAGUGUCGUUAUAUUUUUUGCGAUACGCUUAUAUGUUUG